Messenger RNA from Pygocentrus nattereri (red-bellied piranha), 3831 nucleotides. RefSeq lists its product as uncharacterized. The transcript has 3 exons. Gene Ontology annotation, biological process: DNA integration. Gene Ontology annotation, molecular function: nucleic acid binding. The record is from RefSeq and is a predicted model, not a curated record. Bases 828 to 3077 code for a protein of 749 amino acids. NCBI's taxonomy places the organism in Eukaryota, Metazoa, Chordata, Actinopteri, Characiformes, Serrasalmidae.
AACACGCUGCUCGGGGUUCUAUUGUGCUUUCGGCAGGAACAAGUUGCGGUCACUGUAGAUGUGGAGCAGAUGUUUUACUGCUUCAGAGUCAAGCAAAGUCACAGAAAUUAUCUCCGGUUUCUGUGGUUCCAAGAUAAUGACCUUAGCAAAGAAAUCAUGGAGUUUCGCAUGAAGGUGCCAGUUUUUGGGAACAGUCCUUCCCCGGCUAUUGCAAUCUAUGGCCUAAGAUGAGCAGCUGAACUUGGGGAAGAAGAGUAUGGCUUCGACACAAAGCAGUUCAUCUUGCGCAAUUUCUAUGUGGAUGAUGGACUGGCCUCUGUGUGCAGUGAAAGCGAAGCCAUUGAGCUCUUAACACGAGCAAGAAGCAUGAUGGCAGAGUCAAAUAUAAGGCUUCACAAAAUAGCCUCGAACGUCAGUCAUGUGAUGAAUGCAUUUCCCCCAGAAGAAAGAGCAGCGGAUCUCAAAGAUUUGGAUUUGGAUGUUGACCCUCUACCUCUUCAGCGAAGCCUCGGAGUUGGCUGGAACCUGGAAAAUGACUGUUUCACCUUUCGAGUUGCUAAAGACAACAAACCCUUUACCCGCAGAGGAAUACUUUCUGUUGUCAACAGCCUCUACGAUCCCCUUGGAUUUGCUUCUCCAGUUACAAUCCAGGGAAAGGCAUUGUACAGAGAGUUAACGGUUGGACAGCAAGAUUGGGAUGAGCCUUUACCAGUGGACCGGGAGGCAGAGUGGUUAAGGUGGACUGACUCACUUACCGCUCUCGAGCAUCUCCAGAUCCACAGGCCAUUUGUUCCAGUUUCAUCAUCACAUGCUCAGAGAAGGGAACUAUGCAUCUUCUCAGAUGUUCGACAACAGCAAUAGCAGCUGCAGCAUACCUCAGGGUCAUUGACACUGGUAGCCAAUGUCAUGUUGGAUUUAUCAUGGGGAAAUCAAAGUUAGCACCCUCAUCUGCGCACACUAUCCCACGCUUGGAAUUAUGUGCAGCGGUAUUAGCAGUGGAGUUGACUCAAGUGAUUAUGGAGGUAAGCGACAUUCAGUUUGAUACAGUGAACUUCUACACGGAUAGCCGAGUAGUUCUAGGCUACAUUCAUAAUGUCACCCGGAGAUUCUACGUGUAUGUGGCCAACAGAGUUGCUCAGAUUCGCAGGAUUACCAAACCAGACCAGUGGCAUUAUGUCACUACUGACCAGAACCCUGCAGAUCAUGGGACGAGAGCGGUAUUAGCAGCCCAACUGCAACAGACCACCUGGCUCUCUGGGCCUCGGUUUCUCACACUAUCUGAGACCGAGUCAAGAGAUCCAGCGCAGAGCGAAGAGACCUUUGACCUUGUGGAACCCUCAACGGAUGUUGAAAUUCGUCCUCAAGUGGUUUCCAUAGCAACGAAAAUAGAGGAAAAGGAGCUUGGAUCUCACAGAUUUGCACGUUUCUCAAGCUGGAAGUCUCUGGUAAGAGCAAUCAAAUCCCUCAUUCAUGUUGCAAAGUCGUUCUCUAAAGCUUUGAGCGCCUGUAAAGGUUGGCACAGUUGCAAUCUUGCAAGUACUACAGAAAUCUUACAAGCAAAAACAGCAAUCAUUCAGUGCGUUCAAACUGAGACUUACAAGGAGGAGAUUGAAAGCCUUAAAAAAGGAAAAGACAUCUCGCGCAGUCCUCUUGGAAAACUCGACCCCUUUGUUGAUGGUGGCUUGUUAAGGGUUGGAGGACGCUUACGGGCAGCAGAUCUUUUAGAUGCGGAGAAACACCCCCUGAUAAUUCCAGGUAAUCAUCAUGUAGCCAUUCUCUUAGUUAGACAUUACCACAACCAAGUAGCUCACCAAGGUAGGCAGUUCACUGAAGGUGCUCUGCGCUCAGCAGGACUAUGGAUUGUUGGUGGCAAGAGACUCAUUUCCAGCACACUCCACAAAUGUGUCACAUGUAGGAGACUUAGAGGUCGCUUAGAAGUGCAGAAAAUGGCCAGCUUGCCCUCCAGCAGGCUUGCGGUUGACCCGCCUUUCACUCAUGUAGGCCUGGAUGUUUUUGGGCCUUGGAAUGUCAAGUUCCACCGCACAAGGGCAAAUAACGUUGACUGUAAAAGGUGGGCUGUAAUGUUUACCUGUCUGAGUACCAGGGCCGUCCAUAUAGAGGUCAUAGAGGCAAUGUCGACUUCGAGUUUUAUAAAUGCCUUACGUCGUUUCCUGUCGAUCAGAGGACCUGUCAAACACUUACGGUCAGACCAAGGGACAAACUUCAUUGGCGCCUGUAAAGAGUUGCAAAUCGACAUUCAAGACCCGGAGAUCAAAGGCUAUCUAAGGGACCAAAGCUGCACCUGGACAUUCAACGCCCCACAUUCAUCUCACAUGGGAGGAGUGUGGGAGAGGAUGAUCGGGCUCGUUCGACGCAUCCUUGAUGGCUUGUUACUGCAAACCUCAACCACCCGCCUCACACAUGAGGUUCUGGUCACGCUUAUGGCAGAGGUUAUGGCCAUAAUGAAUGCCAGACCCUUAGUUCCUGUUUCAAACGAUCCUGAAGCACCUGAAGUUCUCUCUCCUGCAAUGCUUCUAACGCAGAAGGCUGGUACUAUUCCAACACCACCUGGAGACUUUGAACUCAAGGACCUUUACAAAGCCCAGUGGCGGCAAGUGCAAGGUCUCGCGGGAUGCUUUUGGAAAAGAUGGAGGCAAGAGUAUCUUGCUACACUGCAGACAAGACGAAAGUGGAAGGGAGAGAAGCAAAAUGUCAAACAAGAUACUGACCUCACCCUCAAAUAUUAUUUCAUCUUUGACUCUUUGAGCUGGUUUGAAGCUCAGAGGUACUGCAGGACGAGCUACACUGAUCUGGUCAGCAUCAGAGAUCAGAACCAGAAUGAAGCAGUGAGGACAGAAGGGCUGAACAGCAGCAUGUCCUUCUGGAUCGGCCUGCUGCGCGAUGAAUGGGAGUGGACUGAUGGAGGACGCUCUGCCUACAGAAACUGGGAGAUUCAGCCUUGGUCAGCCUUGGUCAACGGGAGACUGUGUGCGAAUGAAAGACGGGAAAUGGGAAGCAAAGCCGUGCGGUUAUUCUUAUUCUACUAUGUGCUACAGCACACUUAUCCAUGUCAGUGAUGACGUUAUGAGCUGGGAGAACGCUGAGGAUUACUGCAAGAAAGAUAAUAGAAAUUAUAUUCUGCGCAUUGAGUCUCACCUGGACCAGAAAGAGGUGGAGUUUGAGCUCAGGAGGAGGCGUGUCUCUGGGCCUUUGUGGGUGUGGCUUGGACAGAGUCGACUCUCUGAGCUGCUGAAGUCCAAUAAACUGGCUUUGGGACCCCGGACCAACUGGAAUGAAGGAAAGACAGAGCCUCCUCAGUCCCUCAGCUGUCUUGGUACAGACAUUGUGGAGAAAACAUUUAGGCAGAAGACGGACGUUUCUGCUCAAAGACCUGUUUGUGAAGUUAAACAACCGUAAAAAAGACAGUUUUUUCAGUCCUGGAAGAACAGAGUGCUGGACAGUUUAGUGUUUUCACAGUUCUGACUCACUUGUUCCAGUCAACAUGCACUAGUUGAAUCAGGUGUGAUCGGACAGAUAAAAUACUAAACUGUACAGAAACGCUUCAUAUGUUUAGUGCCUUAUAUCCUUCACUCUUUAUUUUAAACGGAAACUGCAAAAUGUUAGUUUUGUUUACCCCUGUCUCAUGUAACGUAUCCAGCAUUGUUUUUCUGCAUUUUAUUUUCCUUUUUCAAUUAGCUUUAGACAAUGACUUUAGGAACAGCUUGGAUUUUAUUAGUGACAGAUUAGCUACUAAUACUGUUUUUUUUUUUUUGUUUUUUUUUUUUAUGAAGAAAAUGACUUUUUAAAAAUUUCAUGACAUUAAAAAAAAUA